AUGUUCAGGCUGCCGAAUUACUCUGCACCGCGUGGUGAAAGCAUCGCGCUUUCGCCAUACCCCGCCACGUCUAAGAGCAAUGUCUACGCCGAAGAGAAGGACCCUUUCGAUGCUCUACGGAGAGCAAGUGCGACGAGCGAAGAGACAUAUUCAGACGAAGCUUUAUCACCUACCAGCACAUGGUCGAAUUCCACGCGCCCGAAUAGCAGCCCUUCUCCCUAUACUCCGCAAAUCCCUGUACCACGAGUAAUAGCACCAAGCCGUCGUCAAAUGAUCAAAUCAAAGACCUUUCCAGCUCCUGAACGCAUACCACGAUCUACCGGAAUCACAUCAGAAAGGCUGGAAAGCAUACUCCCAGACCUACUACCUCUGGACGAUGAAUCAAAAACACUAAGACUCCAAGCCCCCUUCAUAUACGAGGCACAGUCACGAAACCUACCACAAUACCAACUACAACAAACACUAGACCGAAACAGUGGCCCCUCAACCCUGCUCAACAUCCGCCGCCGCAGGAUCGGCGCAUACGCUACAAUGAAGAGGGAACAUUGUACACAAUCUCAGACUUCGACAUGA
Messenger RNA from Bipolaris maydis ATCC 48331, 573 nucleotides. The record is from RefSeq and is a predicted model, not a curated record. NCBI's taxonomy places the organism in Eukaryota, Fungi, Ascomycota, Dothideomycetes, Pleosporales, Pleosporaceae.